AUGGAUGAAGAUUAUAAAGUUGAUACUGACCAAGACGAAAACAGGACAAAAGCAUAUAAAAAUGAUGGCAACAAUGUGGAGGAAGAAGAUGUUGAAGGAUAUAUUGAUCAAUUAAAAGAAAAAUUCUAUAAUUCAACAGAUAAUUUAAUAAUACAAAUCGGCAAUUUAUUAAAUACAAUACAAUCUAGCACUACAUUCAAAAACAUGAGUGAACCAUCAGCAAAAAUACUAUUUGAUAUUAUAACAAAUAUUAUUCAAAAUGGAUCUUCGCCAGAUUUGGUUAAAUUAUCAUUUAAUAUAUUGAAGCGCAUUUCAGAUAUAUAUUACGAGGAGUUUAUUGAAGAUUUAGUUGAAGAUACUGAUUUUAUCAAACAUAUUGUAGAAUUAUAUACGAAUUUCAUUAAUAUUUCACCAGACAUCAUAGAGUUUAUAGUGAAUACAAGCCAAUAUGGUAUGGAAAACUUCAUGAAAUACGUUGAUUGGGAUUGUUUUAAAGAAAGAUUUUCAGAAAAUUAUCAAGAAGUCGAGAAUUUACAAAAUAACGAAGCACUACUUUUAUAUAAGAUAGCUAAAAAUCACUUUGAAUGGUACGAAUUCCCUGAUUUUGGAGAAUUAUUGAUUGAAAUCAUUUUCUCGCAUUAUUUUACUUUAUCUAUGGAAACACGUCAUCACUUGAUCAAGUGUUUUAAGUAUUUGAAGAAAAUCAGCCGCGAUAAAUGGAAAAAACUUGUUAUUGAGAGUAAUUCACCAAUAAGAGCCUGGGAAAUGCUUAGAUCUGAUAAUUGUCCGGUUGUUGCAGUACUUGAACUACUUAAAAAGAUAUCUUCUCUCUGUGGAAAAGAAAUGAUUUUAGAUUACGAUAUUUUAUUCGGUAUUUUGAAUUCUGAUAUAUCAUAUAUUCAAGUCGCAGCUCUUAGAAUGCUUAGAACAUAUGUUUAUUCGUGUAGAGAUGUUAUUUUAGAUAGAAGAGAAGAAUUAUAUCAAAUUUUGACAACAAUUGUUCAAAUUGGAGGUUUUCAAGCUAAGUCAUGGGCUGUAAAGGUAAUAUGUCAGAUUGCAGAGAACGGAAGAGGUCAAGAAAACAGAGAAAUUUGGAAUCUUGGAAUUCUCGACUUAUUUAUGGAAGACAUGGGAGAAUAUCCACUGGAUGUGCAGUUUUCAGUUCUUUGUCUAUUACAAAACUUCGUUGAUUUCGGAUUUUUAACUGAAGAAACAGCAAAUGAAAAUUUUGUUGACCAAAUGAACGAAUAUCUUCAGAGUGAUAACAUUUCUGAAUCAGCUGAAGCAUAUGCAAAUAACAUAAUGAAAUCAAUUUUCGGAUAUUCAGAUUAUUCUGAUUAUGAUUGA
Molecule: messenger RNA, 1347 nt
Organism: Trichomonas vaginalis G3
Lineage: Eukaryota; Parabasalia; Trichomonadida; Trichomonadidae
Product: armadillo (ARM) repeat-containing protein family
Exons: 1
Coding region: 1-1347 (448 amino acids)
Source: RefSeq, a predicted model, not a curated record